CCCCAUCCUCUCCUCGUGUGCGCGCGCUUUAAAUAAUUUCCUGCUUUUUGGCAAAACAAAUAAUGCACCUGACUUUACCAGGGGGAAACAAGCAGCCGAGCAGAACAAGGAACAGAUGUAAAAAGAAUAAAAGGAGAGAGAAAAAGAGAUGAGACUCGCUUAAAGAAAUCCAGGGGCUGAAGAGGUGGCUGCAGCGGCAGAGGCAGCCGGAGCUUCCUUGCUGCGCGAGCUGCGGGCGGAGGACGUUGUCACCAGUUGCAGAUGUAACCUCGGGAACUCCUGGGUCUGUCGAUUUGUUUGCCAAACAAAGUCUUUUCUUCUUUGGCUCAGACGCUGAAGAGGCUCCUGGAUUUUUCUGCGAUCCCAACGCAAGCUGGCAGUUACCCGGGAGCCUUCCCAAGGAGCGGGCGGAGAUACGAGCCCUUCUGGGCGGAAGAUGGGCGAAGGGCGUCAGCAGCCGGGGCCUCCCGUCGGGAAGAGCCUGCUGCUCCCCGGGAGGAGAGGGUCACCCCCCGGGCGGCUGGGCAGCCGGGGCGGCGGUGGCGCGGGGGCGCAGCGCUCCCUGCUCGGGCUCUUCGUGCACGUGUGGCUGUGGGCGGCCUCGGGCUCGUCCGCCCAGUUGUUCAACCUCAGCCUUUCCGUGGACGAGGGGCUUCCCCCGGACACGCUGGUGGGUGACAUCCGCGCCGGGCUGCCGGCCGCGCAGCAGCAGGAGGGGAGCGGUUUCUUUUUGUCCGAGGACUCGGAUGACUCCCCGCUGCUGGACGACUUCCAUGUGCACCCGGACACCGGUAUCAUCCGCACCGCGCGGCGCCUGGACCGCGAGCGGCGGGACCACUACAGCUUCGUGGCCGCCACGCUGCUGGGCGCCGUCGUGCAGGUGGAGAUCCGCGUCAACGACGUGAACGACCACUCGCCGCGCUUUCCCCAGGACUCCCUGCAACUCGACGUCUCCGAGCUCACCCCGCCGGGCACCGCAUUCCGCCUGCCGGGUGCGCACGACCCCGACGCGGGGCUGUUCAGCACACAGGGGUACACCCUGGUGCAACCGUCCAACCUGCUCCAGGACCCCGAAGGGCCGUUCUUCCAGUUGCGCUAUGGGACUCCGGGGCUGCCACCGUCGCCGCUUUUGCCCGGCUCCUCGUCGCCCCUAGACCCCCUCGACCUGGUGCUGCUGCGGCGCUUGGACCGAGAGGCGGCGGCGGCUCACGAGCUGCAGAUCGAGGCGUGGGACGGCGGCCGCCCGAGGCGCACGGGCCGCCUGCGCGUGGAGCUGCGCGUGCUGGACGAGAACGACAACCCGCCGGUCUUUGAGCAGGGCGAGUACCGCGCAGCAGUGCGCGAGAACGCCCCGCCCGGCUCCGAGGUCUGUCGCGUGCUGGCCACCGACCGCGACCUGGGGCCCAAUGGCCACGUGCGCUACGCAGUCCGCGCCCGGCAAGUGCCAGGGGCGGGCGGCGGGGGCGGGGGCGGGCCGCUGGGCGACGCGGCCUACUUCGCGGUGGAGGAGCUGAGCGGGGUGGUGCGCGUGCUGAGACCCCUGGACCGCGAGGCGCAGGCCUGGCACCAGCUCGUGGUCGAGGCCCGCGACGGAGGCGCCGAGCCCGAGGUCGCUACCGUGCGCGUGUCCAUCGCCGUGCUGGACGUGAAUGACAACCCGCCCGCCAUCCACCUCCUCUUCCUCACCGAGGGAGGCGCCGCCAGUGUCUCCGAGGGCGCGCAGCCGGGCGACUACGUGGCUCGCGUCUCGGUGUCUGACGCAGACGGCGAACCCGAGACGGAAGAGGGGGCCACCGAGCAGUUUGGUGUGGGCCUCGGAGGCGGAAGCAUCUCGCUGUCUUUGGAAGGCGGCGAGGGAGCCUUCGCACUGCGGCCCGGCGGCCCCCCGGGGGUAUUUUUCCUUUGCGUGGAGGGGCCCCUGGACAGGGAGAGCCGCGAUCUGUAUGAAUUGCGUCUGGUGGCCACCGAUGCAGGGUCCCCGCCUCUAACCACGGAGGAGACGCUGCUGCUCCGGGUGGCCGAUCUCAACGAUCAGCCUCCUCUCUUCAGCCGGGAGCAUUACCGGGCCUCGGUGUCGGAGGCCGCCGCCCCUGGCACCGCAGUCCUGUGGGUCAGCGCCACUGAUGCCGACGAGGUUGGCACUGAUCACGCCACCCUCCGCUACGCGCUAGUCCAUCUCUCGGCUCCCUGCAACCCGGACGCCUUGCCCACGGCCGAGUGUGGACCGUCUUUCACCAUUGAUCCCCAAAGCGCUGUGAUCAGCACCAUCCGGACGCUAGACCGAGAGGUCCAGGAGGCGGUGGAGCUGCGAGUGGUGGCCCAGGACCUCGGAGAGCCUCCACUCUCUGCCACCUGCCUGGUGAGCAUCACUGUGGAUGACGUGAAUGACAACGAGCCCAUCUUCCAGAGGCAGGUGUACAACGCCACCCUUGCCGAGCAUGCCCCAGUUGGACACUGCUUUCUGCAGGUUAAAGCCUCUGAUGCAGAUGCAGGGCUCUAUGGCUUUGUUGAGUAUUCGAUCUAUGAUGGAUUCCAAAGUUAUGAAGCACCUCAAGCAUUCUGGAUCGACCCUCAUGAUGGACAAAUCUGUGUUUCUAAAGAUAUCGACAGGGAAAGGGAUCCAGCCAUCUAUGAUCUCCUGGUGAAAGCUAAGGAUGGGGGUGGGCUAAGUGCCCAAGCCUUUGUUCGUGUGGAACUGGAGGACGUGAAUGACAAUCACCCCAUAUUUAACCCGUCAACCUAUGUGACGAGCAUCAGUGCUCAGACCCAGCCAGGCACCGAGAUCAUCAAUGUUCUUGCCACCGACCGGGAUUCCGGGGUAUAUGGAACAGUGGCUUAUGAACUUGUUCCGGGAGACCUGUCGUCCCUUUUUACCAUUGACUCCACUACAGGAAUUAUUUACCUAACAUCAACUCUUAGUCACUUGGAGUCCACUACACUUGUGUUGAUGGUCUGUGCGCGAGAUGGUGGUGGGCUCACAGCUGUCGUUAAUGCCGAUGUCACUAUACACAUUCUCCAGACGAUUCUGGCGCCUGCUGAAUUUGAAAGGCCUAAGUAUACUUUCUCCAUUUAUGAAGAUGUGCCUGAAGACAGUAUUGUUGGGACAGUGAAAGCAAGCGAGCCCUUGAACUCCUCAGAACCAAUCUUUUACAGAAUUUCUUCUGGCAAUCUGGACGGAAAGUUCUCGAUUCACCCGUGGCUGGGCACGAUUCGCACCCAGAAGCCUCUGGAUCACGAAACGCAGCCCGUGGCUGUGCUCACGGUGCAGGCGCAGCUCGGCAGCUCGGCGGCCUGCAGCAGCACGGAGGUCAACAUCACGGUCAUCGACGUCAAUGACAACCACCCCGUGUUCCUCACGGCCUCCGAAGAGAUCAGGAUACCGCACGCCACUCCGCCUGGCACAGCCUUGUACCUCGCGCGUGCGGAGGACAGAGACAGUGGGCGGAACGGGUUCAUCCGAUAUGCCAUCGCCAGCCAGCAUCCCAGCGUCUUCACCAUCGACCGGGGUCUGGGUGUGCUGUACCUCAAUGCCAGCCUGGCAGGCGACGCGCCGCAGAAGCACGUGCUGACGCUCGUGGCCGAGGACCUGGGCGUUCCUCCUCGGGCAUCCCUGCUGGCCCUGACAGUAGUUGUCGAAAAACAAGAACAAAGCCCAUCCUUGACUUUUGGACACCUAGUCUAUCAAGUGGAAGCGAGCGAGUCGCUCGCACCGACGACACAAAUCCUGCAGACGCAGGCCCGCGCGCUUGGCCCACGGCGCGCCACCGCGCGGCCAAUGUACUGGCUGGAACCCGGCGUGCACGCCGCCGUGUUCGGAAUCCGCCCUGACACGGGCUGGAUUUAUCUGCGGCGACAGCUCGACUACGAAUCCACACAAACACACAAUUUUAGAGUGUUUGCCCGGAUCCCGGAGGACAGAUUGCUGCAAAAUGUGAGCACUUCAGUCAUUGUUCAUGUCCUGGAUGAGAAUGACAAUUCCCCUACCUUCUUGCAUGAUGUGUUGUUUUUGAAAGUUGAAGAGAGCCCCGUUCCCCAAGGGGUAAUAGGCAGAAUUACAGCUAUUGACGCAGACUCUGGGAAGAAUGGACAGCUAUUAUAUUUCCUUUUGUCUGAUGGAAAAUUCUUCAAGAUGAAUCCUAAUACAGGCGAGCUGAUCAGUUGGGUGGCAUUGGAUCACGAGCAUCAGGUGCACCAUGAGAUGACUGUGCUAGUGACAGACUGUGGCUCCCCACCGCGAAAUGCCACCAUGGCGGUUUAUGUCUCAGUUACUGACAUCAAUGAUAACAGGCCGUUCUUCCCACAGUAUAUCCAUGGAAAGGAAUUGCGUGUCAAGGUUCUGGAAGGUCAACCAGUAAAUAUGUUGGUUACAACUGUGUUUGCAAAGGAUCUUGAUGAAGGAAACAAUGCAGAAAUUAUAUAUUCAGUAUCUUCAGAAGAUGGCUCUGAUCACUUUAAGGUUGAUGCCAACAGUGGGGAAAUAAGAACAACCACAAUACUUUCAUAUGAUUAUAGACCUUCUUAUAGAAUGACUGUCAUUGCCAGUGACCAGGGAGUGCCUCCUCUUCAAGGCCAGGCAGUUAUUAAUAUUCAGGUGAUCCCACUAUCCAAAGGGACAGCCAUCAUUUCUCAGAAUAUUAGACACUUAGUUAUACCAGAAAACUUGAAGCCUGCAAAAAUAAUGAGCUUGAUAAAGUCGCCUGAUCACCGUCAACAGCAUUAUAACCGGAAGUUACAUUUUAGUAUUGUUGCAGAUGAUAAGGAUGGUCACUUUGAAAUCGACAGCUUGACAGGAGACUUGUUUCUUUCUAAGGAACUUGAUUAUGAAACAACCUCUCAUUAUCUUUUCAGGGUGAUUACUGCAGACCAUAGCAAAAGUCCUCCCCUGAAUAGCACAGUCUUCCUUAGUAUUGAUGUGGAAGAUCAGAAUGACCACUCCCCAUCUUUCCAGGACGAGUUGAUUGUGAUAAGCAUAGAAGAGAAUGUUCCCAUAGGAACUCUGGUAUACGUCUUCAAUGCCAAAGACGGCGACGGCAGCUUUUUGAACAGUAGAAUGCAAUACUUUGUUGAAUCCCACCACCCGGGAGGAAUGAAUCCAUUUCUCAUCCACCCCUCCUUUGGUACAUUAGUCACUGCAUCCCCCCUUGACAGAGAAAGCGUCCCAGCCGUCAUCCUGACCGUAACUGCGUCUGACCAGGCCGUGAAUGUGACAGACCGGCGACUGAGAUCGCUGAUGGCAAAAGUAGUGAUUUUGGAUGUGAACGACCACAGCCCCACUUUCACGUCUUUCCCCAUCGCCCGUGUCAAAGAGGAUGUCAUGGUGGGCUCCUUGGUGCACCAUAUAACGGCUCAAGAUCCAGACGAAGGGAGGAAUGGAAAAGUAACAUACAGCAUCCUCUCUGGGAAUGAAAACAUGGCCUUUACGCUAGACGAGUCAUCAGGCUUGCUAACUACAACUUGUCCUUUGGAUUAUGAAAUAAAAACUCAGCAUGUUCUGACUCUUCUAGCGCUGGAUGGUGGCGUACCAGCCCUUUCUUCAUCCCAGACUCUGAUGGUUACCGUGCUCGAUGUCAAUGACGAGGUGCCGGUGUUUAAGCAGCACCUGUACAAAGCUUCAGUUAAAGAAAACCGAAAUCCAGGGGAGUUUGUCACAAGGGUUGAAGCUGUGGACAGAGAUUCGGGAAUCAAUUCCAAGCUUCAGUUUGAAAUCAUGCCAGGUGCUUCAUUUGAGUUAUUCAAGAUAAAUUCCGACACUGGAGAGGUAGUGACGGCCACCAUGCUUGAUAGAGAAGUUCAAGAAAUCUUCACCCUUAGAGUACUUGUUCGAGAUGGGGGCGUCCCUUCGCUCUCCAGCACCGCAACAGUUCUCUGCACUGUCGAAGAUGAAAAUGAUCAUGCACCAGAGUUUAUUGUCCCCAGUCAUGACCUUGAGAUUCUGGAAAACCAAGAGCCACAGGUUGUCUAUACUGUUUUGGCCUCAGAUAUGGAUGCUGGCAAUAACAAAGCCGUUAAAUAUUAUAUCAUCGAUGGAAAUACUGAUGAGUACUUUGCUAUAAAUGAAACAUCAGGAGAACUGUCAACCACUCGUGCUUUGGACCGGGAGCAAGCCAACAACUUUACCCUUGUCAUCCUGUGCUCUGAUCUUGGGGACCCACCGAGGAGCUCUGUGAUCCAUCUGCAAGUUAGGGUUUUGGAUGACAAUGACCACAGCCCCUCCUUCCCUACACUUUACUACCAGUCCUCUGUGCGAGAAGAUGCUGAAGUGGGAACAGUGGUUCUUACGCUCUCGGCCGUGGACCAGGAUGAGGGCCCGAAUGGGCAAAUCGAGUAUUUUCUGACGGGCGAGGAUUCCGGUGCAUUCUCCAUUGACCCUGUGGCAGGCACGGUGAGAACCGGCCACACCCUGGACCGAGAAGCCAGAUCGCAGCACACGUUCAGGGCUGUGGCCAGAGACUGUAGCGUCCAGGGGUCAAGAAGCACCACAGUAAUUAUAAAAGUACACGUCACUGAUGUUAACGACAAUAAUCCAGUUUGGGAACAGAACCCUUUUGAUGUCUUUCUUUCCCCCCAGUCUCCUGUAAACCAGACGGCUGCCAUUCUGAGAGCAGAUGACCCAGACUUGGGGCCCAACGGAUCUGUCGUUUUCAGUUUUGCAGAGCCCCAAUCACUGUUUUCUAUUGACAAAUGUACAGGAGAAAUUCAACUUCAGCAAAAUCCACCUUCAGAACAUUUUCCUAUGUGGGUACAGUUAAAAGUUACAGACCAAGGGGUCCCAGCCAGAACAACCGCCGGUCUCUUGGUCAUUCACAUACAAGGAGAAGAUGUAAAGAUUUCCUUCAGCCACCAUCUCUAUAAAGGGCUUGUGGCCGAAAAUUGCGAGGCAGGUACAUCUAUUGCGACCAUAAAAGCUCUUGCUCCUGACUCAAUUCAGGACAGCAUUCAAUAUUCAAUAUUUAGUGGAAAUGAAGAUGGUGCUUUUUCCCUGUGCUCCAACUCAGGACAGCUCACUGUGAAAGAACCCAAGUUUCUUGAUUUUGAAGUCAGAAACGAGGUGCAACUCAUCGUUUUAGCUGAAAGUGGCAGGCAUAGAGCCUACAGCAAAGUGGCUGUCUUGAUCCAGGAUGUGAAUGAUAAUCUACCGCGCUUUGAGCGACGUGUUUACCAAGCACGCGUGUCUGAGGGCCAGCUCUACAAUGCUCACGUCGUGCAGGUGUUUGCUACUGACCUGGACAGUGGUGUGAACGGCCUAAUUGAGUAUUCCAUUCUUUCUGGCAAUCAAGAUGAGGCAUUCCAGAUUGACGCGCUCAGCGGUGUGAUAACAACAAAUGCGAUUCUAGACUAUGAGUUCACCAGCUCCUACAGCUUGAUUGUGCAAGCCACAGAUAAAGGGAUGCCCAGGCUUUCGGAUACAGCCAUGAUUGAGAUACAGGUGACUGAUAUAAAUGACAAUGCCCCAGCUUUUCUCCCCUCUGAAGCAGUGGAAAUUGCAGAAAAUUUUUUGCCUGGUGUCCCUGUGACUCGCGUGUCAGUUCAGGAUGCAGAUUUGAAUCCAGCUUUCAUCUUCAGUUUCGCCAAAGACGGUAAUCCCGGAGCCAAGUUCGCUAUUGAUCGGAGCACUGGAGUGGUGGUGUUGGUGGAAACACUGGAUUUUGAAAAAGUCACGGAAUAUGAGCUGCUCAUCCAAAUUUCUGAUUCCGUGCACCACGCAGAGGGAGCACUCCUAGUGCGUGUGCUGGAUGUCAAUGAUAACCCGCCAGUGUUUGCUCGAGAUUUCUACCAGGUCACAGUUCCUGAAUCGGCACCUGUGGGGUAUUCGGUGCUGACUGUGUCAGCCACAGACCUAGAAAGCACUGAGAACAUUUCUUACAGAAUCCUGUCCUCUUCUGAGGCGUUCUUCAUUGAUCCUGUGAAUGGUACAAUAUUUACUAUCAAUCCCAUAUUACUUCUGGAUAAAAUAUCAACAGUUCAAUUUCUUGUGGAAGCCAGCGACGGCGGACUUCCUGACCUGAAGGCCCUUACCUUAGUGGAGAUAGAAAUACAAGACAUGAACAACCACGCCCCUGAGUUCACAGUAGAAUACUACAAUCUCAGCUUGAGUGAAGAUACCCCGAUUGGAAGCACACUUCUCACCUUUUCAACCACUGACCAUGACUGGACCCGUGAAAACACCUAUGUUGACUAUUCCAUCGUCAAUGGUGAUUCCCAGAACAAUUUCCAUGUAGAAACUAGCUCCAUUUAUUCAGCACAUCCUUAUGAGCAAGUUGGUCAUCUCGUCCUGCUUCGCGGUCUGGACAGAGAAGCAACGUCCAGCCAUAAACUUGUCAUUCUGGCAUCUGACCGCGGCUGCCCUCCCUUGAGUGCCACAGCGGUCAUAUCCAUAGAGGUGCUUGAUGUCAACGAUAACCCACCUCACUUCAGCAGUCCGGACUAUCACGUGCACGUCAAGGAAAGCACCCCUCUCGGGAGUCACAUCACCGUGGUCUCCGCAGAUGACCGUGAUGUGGGCUCACAUGCAGAAAUCAUCUACCACAUAAUCUCAGGGGACGAGAAGGGACAUUUUUACUUAGAAGAAAACACUGGAGUCCUUUAUCUGAGUAAACCUCUGGAUUAUGAAGAAAUGAUAAAAUUCACUUUAACUGUCCAAGCUUCGGAUGAAGAAAAGAAACACUUUUCUUUUGCAGUUGUGUUUGUGAAUGUCCUAGAUGAUAACGACCAUGCGCCUCAGUUUAUGUUCUCAAGCUUCAGCUGUGUCAUUCCAGAAAAUCUGCCUGUGCUCUCCACCAUAUGUUCUGUAAAUGCUUUGGAUUUUGAUGCAGGGCCUUACGGAGAAUUGACCUAUUCGAUUCUGUCGCCCUGUUUUAUCCCUCAUGGAAUGUCUUACGAUCAUGAUCUCUUCCUCAUUGACCCUUUGACAGGGGAUAUUCGUGCCAAGCAAAUCCUUGACUAUGAAAAUGGUAAUAAAUAUUGCCUCACAGUUCAGGCCAAAGACAAAGGUGACUCAACAGCCUCCUUAAUGGUUUGGGUGGAUAUUGAAGGGAUAGAUGAAUUUGAACCCAUUUUCACUCAAGAACAGUAUUUUUUCACCCUCCCCGAAAAGAAUAAAGCAGGACAGUUGAUUGGCAGAGUAGAAGCCUCAGAUGCAGAUGCUGGUCUCGAUGGAAUCAUUCUUUACUCCCUUGGAUCUUCAUCUCCUUUCUUUUCAGUAAAUAAAACUAAUGGAAAUAUUUAUUUGAUUAGAGCCCUUCCCCUAAUAAAAAAUCAAGUCAGCAAAGAAGACACCAUGGAAAUGAAAAUACUUGCUCAUAGCCCUAAACCGGACUCCAAGUUUGCAUCUUGCAUGGUUUUUCUGAAUGUGUCUUUCUCCUCAGAAGGAAUGCACGCCGCUGUGUCCACCAGCUUUUCGUUCAGCCUCACCGUCUCCUUUUUAGUGUUUCUCUUACUUGUCUGCAUUCUCAUUGUGCUGAUUUUAAGACAUAAACAAAAGGACACAAUGAACAAUUAUGAGAAGGAAACCUCAUCAUCUUUAGAUAGCAACUUGAGAGUGACCAGCGAUGCCAGCGUGCUCAAGGCCUUCCAGAAAACUAAUGACUGCAAUAAGGAGACAGUGUUUGUGGCCCCCACAUCCGAAUGGUUGAGUUUAAUAAGCAUCAUGGAGAAGGACAUUGCCAAUCUGUACAGGCACUCCAACUCCAGCGGCCACUGUUCUGUCGAAGGAGAAACUGCAGAAGAUCAGGAAAUCCAGAGGAUAAAUGAGCAUCCUUACAGGAAGGGCUCGGACUCAGCGCUGAGCGACCGGGAGUCCAGGGUUCCAGACUCGGGAAUCCCCAGGGACUCGGACCAGCUCUCCUGCCUGUCUGGGGAAACUGAUGUGAUGGUCACGGCCGAGACAGCAGAAGCCAACCAAGCAUUUGAGGAAGGAGAUCGAGGGGAAGGCUGCAGCACCACCUAUGUUCAAAGUAAUGUGUUACCCCGGACAGUUCAGAAGAGAGAGGCAAAAGAGGACAUCCUGGCUGAUGUCAGAAAAGAAUUUAUCUUUACUUCAGGUGAUCGGGAAGCAAGGUGUGCAGCUCUUUCAACUCAGAUAACCUCUGACUGUGAUGGAAGAGGCAACGAUCACUGGGAUUAUCUCCUCAGUUGGGAACCCAAGUUCCAGCCUCUUGCCUCAGUAUUUAAUGAUAUUGCAAAACUAAAGGAUGAAUAUUUACAUAUGCCUGGCAUUCCAAAAGAGAAGAAAUCUUUUGUUUUUCCACCCCCUUUGAUAACAGCAGUAGCCCAGCCUGGGAUUAAAGCAGUUCCACCGAGAAAGCCAGCCAUACUGCCAGGGCAGGUCCUUCAAAAACACCCACGCUCCCCCAUCCCCUACCAUCUUGGCUCUCUCCCAGAAGCUAUGACUCCAAGUUUUUCUCCCUCUCUUUCCCUGCUGACCAUGCAGACUCCGGCCAUGUCUCCCCUGGCAUCAGAUGGAGAAUUAGUAGGAAUACACAUAAAUGGUACGUGCCAUGAACUUAAAGCAGAAGAUGAAGUUCAAAUAUAAAACCAUUGAGAUGCCAACCAGUGUUCACCACUGGUCAUGAAUGACUGAACAAAACAUUCUCAAGCAAGCUCCUCCAGAUUGGGUUCAUUCUUAUCUAAAAGCAAGUGACUUAGUCAGUGAUUUUAAAACCUGCCCAUUAACAUUUCUCAAAUUUC
Molecule: messenger RNA, 10686 nt
Organism: Microcebus murinus (gray mouse lemur)
Lineage: Eukaryota; Metazoa; Chordata; Mammalia; Primates; Cheirogaleidae
Source: RefSeq, a predicted model, not a curated record